UCUUGCUUUGAUUGUUCGACGUUCAUGGUAAAAUUGUUGAAGAUAACCGAGUCAGUUAUAUUUUUGUGUUGUUGAAACGUACGAUUGAACACUUGUUGUGUUGUGUUUCUAUACCUUUUAAAGAACUUUUAUUAUUUCUAUUGACGGCGUUUCCUCUGGCACUCGUAAGGAGAGUGGUUAUGCUGGAAGUAUGCCGUCGUCGUCGCGGACGCGGGGCUCCGGCCGCGGCCCCGACGGGGCGCUCAGGCCUCCGGUCAUAGCUCCCAUGUCAGAACGGCAGCAGCUGGCCUUGGUCAUGCAGAUAUCGUCACAGGAUGCUCCACCAGCCGCUCCAUCCACUGCUGAAGAAAGAAAACGUACUAGGCAGCAGCGCAACGAACGUGGUGAGACGCCUCUACACGUAGCCGCCAUUAGAGGAGACCAUGAUCAAGUGAAAAAACUCCUUGACCAAGGCCAAGAUCCAGAUGUCCCAGAUUUUGCAGGUUGGACACCCCUGCAUGAGGCGUGUAUAUAUGGUUGGUACCAGGUGGUCAUAGUCCUUGUCAAGGGUGGAGCCAACGUGAACGCGAAGGGUCUCGACGACGACACUCCCCUGCAUGACGCCACCACCUCGGGCAACUUGAAGAUGGUUAAAUUUCUCGUUGAGCAUGGUGCUGAUCCAUUUGUUAAAAAUGCAAAGGCUAAAAUGCCCAUUGACUACGCAGCACCCCAUAUCUACGAAUUUCUGGAAUCGUUGAAGGAUAAUAACGUGAGAGCCUCACACACGGGUCGGGCAAGGGAUGACAGUAGCAAGAAAGUUGGCAAUGCAAGUACUUGUAGUGACAGCAGCAAGCGCAACAUGGACUGCCUAGCACAGGAACACUUUGACAACAAGGACUCUGCAGCGCAAGAGAAAGGCAGUGGAGAAAAUAAAGAUGAAGGCAAUCAACUUAGUAGUGGAGUUGUGUCUUCAUCUCAGGAUGAAGUAGCCACAGGCCCAAAACGGUCAUUCACGGAUGAAGGUCACGAGGCAGACUCUGUAGAUGAUGAAAUUUCCAAACGCAAGAAGAGAAAGGAGAAUGAAGAGAAGGAGCCCAUGGCUAAACCAGCUCCAGUUCCACGUAGCGGCCCCGGACGCAUUCUUACAGGCACAAAGCCUCCAGGGCCGGCUAGUAAGACUGGUGCCACUCCACUAGGGAAAGGUGCUAAUGUGCAGGGUGGGGGAAAAGGCACCACAGCAGGUUCCUCUACAGGGAAAGGCAGCCAGCAAGCUCAGGGCAAGAGUGGCAGUGUAACAGGCAAACUUGGUGCUCAAAACCAGGGCAAGACAUCUGGGAGUGCAAAAGGUGCAACUAGUAUGGUUCCAAGUAAACAAGAGCGAAAAAGUCCAGUAGCCAGCCCCAAACCAAAUCAAGCAAAGGAUGGUGAUGGUGACUCAGAAGAUCAAAAAAAUCAAGAAUCUACAGCACCCAAGGUGCCGCCAUUAAAGAUAGUCAUACCAGGCGGCGCAGGGGGCUCUGCCAACAGAAACGAGCAAGAAGGUGAAGGUGGGACCGGGCAACGCGGCAGCGGGAAGGGGCGUGGCAGUGUGGCGACGCUGCCCUACGUACUGCCGUGCACCAGCGCCGCCGACGCCGGCCAGACCUCCGACAGCUCCGACGGCAACUCCGACGACAAGCGCCCGGGAGAAGGGGGCAAGGCUGGGCAAAGAGUCCUACGUUCGCACAGGACGAACGAUGGAGAGAAAGAGAAGGACAAGGAGAGGACUUCCCCUCAGACAGGGAGCGAGAGUCGCUCCGGGACGGGUUCGACUCAAUCGACAUUGAGUUCCAACAAGAGCCCCCCGCCCUCGGGCUCUGGGCAGGAUAGCGAGCACGCUCCAUCUACAUCGUCUGGCGGGGUCAGUGGCCGCUCCGAGAUAGUGAACAAUCCAGGGCCGUCAGUGGAGCUGCACCCUCGGAAGCGCAAGAUUAAGGCUUCUAAGGAUAGUCACUCGCGGGAUCCCGUCAAAACCGAGCCCACGCCAGACAGCACUGUGUCUCACAAUGUCACACACUCCAACCCCUAUCAAAUGUACAUUCACAUUCGUAAACAGAUUGAAAAUCGUCAGAAGAGCUUGUUUCCUGUUAAGCCUAAACCGCCUAAAGACUUCAACAAGUACCUGAUGAACCGCUGUACAUAUACUCUGCAAAGUAAUGUGAACCCGGAGCCACAGGUGGAGAUACCGCACAACAUGCCACCGCAAAUGGUCAGCGAAUUUACAGACCAGGAAAAAGAACGGACACGCAUGAGAAUACAACACCUAGUUGAGAAAGAAAAACUGGUUCUAGCUGUAGAACAAGAAAUUCUACGCGUGCACGGACGCGCCGAACGCGCUGUGAUAAAUCAGUCUCUUCCUUAUUCCGUAUGCACAAUGUUGCGCGACAAAGAAGUUUACAAUGUGCUGGCUCCAGAGCAAGAGGAGAAACGGAACGCACAGCGCUCGCGGUGCAACAGCCGACAGAUCAACUCUUGGCUGCAGGAAGUCGAUGAUAAAUGGGAGAAAAUUAAGGAGGGCAUGCUUCGGCGUCAGAACACGGAAGCUGAAACUUUACACGCGGUUCAGAAAAUGGGAUGGGAGUGGAAACUGAAAGAACUCGGUAUUUGCGACUACAAAACCACCCCUAAAAUCGAUCCAACACAUGUACCUCAAAUAUUUGUUUCUAAUUUCGACUUGCGCGCCUAAACUUUAAUAUUAGCCUGGUAUCCAGACUGAUAUCUCUGUUUAAAUAUUAUUGCUAAAAUUAUUAUUAAUAAUAUUGACUAUAAUUAUUUUUUCAUAUCAUAGUUGGAAAUAUUAUUCAAUUGGUGCUAAAAAUUAAAAUUAUAAUUCUUACUUUGACAUCAGCGUAGAGUUUUUCGCGUUUCUGACUGCUUUUUAGUGACCAAUGUAAGAAGCAUGAUGCUGCAUGCGUUUACUCUUCUUGGCUUUGUUCCCUACGCCAGGCGACCGAUCUGUAGUCGUGUUAUUUACACUACAAUGGUAUAAUAUUUCUCCUAAUAGUGAGCCAAUGUAUGCGCAACUAGACAGUUAUUAAGUGCUACAGUAGCACUCAAUAGAUUGACUUUACAAUUACUGAAAAAGCCACUGAUAUUAUAGUGAUUUUACAAUAAACGUAAAUUAAACUAGCACACCGAAAACUACUUUUCUUCUGAAUUUGGUAUUUGUUAUCGUCUCAUCUUCACUUAGUACUAAGAAACGCGAGUUUGCCUUUAUGAAUUAAAUUGUAUUUUUUUGUGAUUUUAUAAUAAUAAUUUUAUUAUUUUUAAGAAUUUUAAAGUAAUGAUCUCAUUAAUAUGAUACUUGAUUAUUAUGAUUAAUAAAUAAAAGUAGAUUUUAAGGUAACGUCAUUCAUUGUUAACAUAAAAAUAAAGUAUACAAUUGAUGAAAGGGUUAACUUGAACAUCAGAUAUUGUAUAGCACCAUUUUCAUUUCCUGUGUACCCUUAAAUGUGUAGAUACAUUCAAAGCCCAAAGUGCUAUCAAAAUAUUUUUAAACGGGUAUUCGUUAUCAACAUGUGGGUGGUGCAGAAGACUUAACUAAUUAGCUUACCACGUCUUCCAUUAAAAAUAACUUCUGAUAAAUGUUUCUAUGUUCAGUGUCUGUAAUUGAUUUGUAUUUAACAGUAAUGUAUCUAUGUGGCUGCUAAAUUACUAUUGUGUUAUUCCCACUAGUUACCACAAAGUUGUUAAAAGUGGUAACUACUGGGAAAAUUCCCACUGGGAUUUAUUUUCCCAGUAGUUACCACUGGUAAACGGUGGGAUUUUUUUUUUCCCAGAAGUUCCCACCAAUAUUUGGUUAGCGUUCAAUAGUAAUAAAAACAAUUUAAAUAGAGAGUGCUUUAAUCAAUAAUUAAUACAAAGAUCAAUUCAUUAUUGAUUAAAGUGUGUGUUAACACACUGGCGCCGUCCCACCAAUAGGCGACCUCCGUCAAGGCAGGAGCUGCGGCCAUGUGGGAUUUUUUUUUCCAGUAGUACAACUUGGUGGUAACUAGUGGGAAUAACCUCACUAUUCUACUUACUGUGUUGUUGUGUUAAUGUGCCUUAAGCAAGGUUCAUCAGAGAAUGUUUGGAUUGUGUUUAAUGACUGACAAGUGCCCGCUUCCCUGUAUACUUUAUGCACUUUAUUGUUAUCAAUGGAAUAGGAUAAGGUUCAUCUUGACUUCAGUACAUAACAGGACGUACAUUUUUGUAAUAGAACGAGAUGCUAAAUAAAGAUUCAAUGUGAUUAAUAAGAA
Cydia pomonella (codling moth) is the source of this 4256-nucleotide messenger RNA. Its product is annotated as ankyrin repeat domain-containing protein 11-like. Gene Ontology annotation, cellular component: nucleoplasm. Lineage: Eukaryota; Metazoa; Arthropoda; Insecta; Lepidoptera; Tortricidae. Bases 191 to 2704 code for a protein of 837 amino acids. Gene Ontology annotation, molecular function: protein binding. The record is from RefSeq and is a predicted model, not a curated record. The transcript has 16 exons.